This is a messenger RNA of Microtus oregoni (creeping vole), 3179 nucleotides long. It is a transcript of the gene Sft2d3, whose product is annotated as SFT2 domain containing 3. NCBI's taxonomy places the organism in Eukaryota, Metazoa, Chordata, Mammalia, Rodentia, Cricetidae. Gene Ontology annotation, cellular component: membrane. The transcript has a single exon. The record is from RefSeq and is a predicted model, not a curated record. The coding region runs from base 36 to 689 and encodes 217 amino acids. Gene Ontology annotation, biological process: vesicle-mediated transport.
GUGUCAGCCCCGUUUCCACCGGCACCCGGUCCGAAAUGGCAGAUCUCCACCGCCAACUGCAGGACUACUUGAUGCAGGGUAAAGCGAACAGGCCGGCAGCCGCCGAGCCGCUGCUCGCCGCGAGGACGGCCGAAGAGCCUGAGGCCGGGGACGGAGCCGCCGCGGCGUGGCUAGGCCGCAAGGCUCUGCGAUGGCCGUGGCCGCGGAGCUCCGCCGAGCCGCCGCCCGCGGGCUCGCAGUGCAUGCCAAAAGUGACGCGCGGGCAGCGCCUGGCGGCGGGAGGCCUGGGUCUGCUGCUGGCCGCGCUCUGCUUCGGCCUGGCGGCGCUGUAUGCCCCGGUGCUGCUGCUGCGCGCGCGAAAGUUCGCGCUGCUCUGGUCGCUGGGCUCGGUGCUGGCGCUGGCGAGCGCGGCGCUGCUGCGGGGCGGCCCGGCCUGCGGGCGUCUGCUGCGGGGCGAGGAGACGCCGUCGAGAACCGCGCUGGCCUACGCCGCCGCCUUGGGCGCCACGCUCUACGCCGCGCUGGUCCUGCGCAGUACGGCGCUGACGGCGCUCGGCGCGUGCGCGCAAGUAGCCGCGCUGCUCUACGCGCUGCUGGGGCUCCUGCCCUGGGGCGGCGUGACGGCGCUGCGCCUAGCGCUUGGCCGCCUGAAUCGUGGGGCGAGCCUCACCAACGUUCUCCCGGUGUGACCGUCCGUCUUAGGAAGCGGGACCAGCCAGGCAUCGCCACAAUCCACGGCACCCUAGCGUGCGAGGACAAGGCACCCACUGGACUGUGCGCCGGAGUCCGUGCGCCUGGAGCAGCUGCCACCGACUGACGGGCUGGCGGUCUCAGAGAAGACCCUUCAACUUCAGCGUUCUGAGGUUCUGGGUGGGCAGCAUGGGCCCCGAAAGACACAGUUCACUAUCCAUGAACUACUUUCGAACUGGCUUUACAUGGACGUCAGUUAAAGGGGACGGCUGACUUGGCUGCUUUCGUGGCUUUGGAAGAACUGCCCCUCCCUUUUGUCAUUUAAAAAGAAUGUAGUUGAGCAUAGAGGUUCGGUUUUUGUCGCCACUUUUUGAAGCCUCCGUACUCCUAUUCAGUGUAAAUCAACCCAGAUUAUCGGAUUAAACACUAAAUUUAGCCACUGGAUUUAAAAUAGUGAUUAGUUGAUACAUUAUACCUCAGUUUUUUUCUUCAGUUAAGAGUAAAUAUGGUGCUUUAUAAUAUUUAAGGAAAAUUAAUCGUAAAAGCAAUACACCAAAGAGCAAUUUUCUGAAUCAAGAAGCCAGAUAUCCAGGAUGAUGCGUGGUUAAGUUUGCAGGUUUCCGCAGAACCGGGCUUAAGGGUCAUGGGAGACAAGGAAAAGCUUACAUCUACAGUUGUUGUGUUUGAUGUGAGAGGUUUUGCCAAUCGUUGACUAUUCCUAACAUUAUUGCUGCUUUUGCAAGUACUAUACAAUUUGAUACUGAUGCAAUGCAAAGUGCUCUUCAUCCAGAAUUGUUUUUGUUGUGCUGCAGUCAAACAGCAUUUAAAUCUAUCAUCAUUUAUUGCCAAAAACUGGAUUCAGUAUUGAGUCUUGAUACACUAAAAAGUAAAGUGUAUUUAGGAGUUCAUAAUUUUACCAAUGGUUCUCACAUCAAAGGAAGCCACAUUUCGUCAGUUCAUUAAUAUUAGUGGGGAUGGGUCCAGCCAUUAAUUAAUAUAUAUACCCAGAUGCUUUCAUGUUUGGCUAAGUUGAGAACCACAUCUGCGCACUGGCUGGUACAAUGUGAAAGUAAUUGUUUUCCAGGCUGUCCCCAUGUUGCCCUAACAGGAAAGGCAUAGCAGGUCAGGCAGUAGCAAAGUGAUUCCAUCAUGGCUCAUAUUCCAUUCUCUCUAGUGCUCCCCAGACAGACAAGGAGCACUCUCUUAAGAAAGGAAAUGCUGUUUUCAGUAGUGAUGUACAGUUUUUAUGUUACUAUAUUCAAGGUAUUAAGAUCAUCUCAAAAAUUCAUUACUUGAAAUAAGUUUUAUAAAGCUCAAAGCACAACAUCUUAUAUUUUGACAGGAGUAUUUAAAAUGCUGUAUGUAAAUGUUUACGUAUAAUAUAAGGGGCUCUGUUUAUAAAUGAAUCCAUCCUCACAAUGUGACCUGGGUGUUUAUGAAUCCCUGUGUAGCGUCCUGGAACUUGACUGUGAGUUGUUUGAUGUUAUGCCGGGGAACACAGGUGAGGAGGAACACAGCUUUUAAUAGUGUGGGUGCUGACACUUUCAUUUAUUUUUUAAAAAUAUUUAUUUAUUUAUUAUGCAUAUAAUAUUCUGUCUGUGUGUAUGCCUGCAGGCCAGAAGAGGGCACCAGACCCCAUUACAGACGGUUGUGAGCCACCAUGUGGUUGCUGAGAAUUGAACUCAGGACCUUUGGAAGAGCAGGCAAUGCUCUUAACCUCUGAGCCAUCUCUCCAGCCCUGACACUGAAGUAAAAAGAAAAUUGUUUGCUUGAAAUCUUCAGGUUCUGACACCCAAAUAAUCGUUUCUUCACUCCAUACCCAGAGAGAGCCAGGGAAGAUUUCUAUAUACUUGUCCAACUAUGGCAUCUCUUUUCAACUUGCCAAGUAAACUGUCUUCAUGUGCCCAAAAGCUGCUAAUGUAAUGAGAUAUUAGCAGCUCCAGGCCUGACCUUUUUAAUAAGAACUUUCUUAGAAAAACCAGUGAAGAGACAGCUCAGUGGUUAAGAGUACCAGCUGCUCUGGAGGAGAACAUGGGUUCAAUUCCCAGGAACCACUUGGUGCUAACUCCAGUUCCAGGGAUCUGAUACUCUCUUCCAGCCUCCAAAGACACCAGCCACACAUUGAUGCACAGAUAUAAAUGCAGGUUAAAAAAAAAAAGUUAUGAGAAACAGGUUUUAAAAAAAUAAGUUAAAAAGAAAAAAAGCCAACAUAGAAAAGGUUAUCUCAAACUGAAAUUUUGACUUUCAGUCUGAGUUCCCUCCUUUUUCUGGAAGGUGUGUGUGUGUGUGUGUGUGUCUGGAGUUAGAGGUAGUUGUGAGAUGCCUGAUGGUAGGUUCUGGGAACUUAAUUCCAGUCCCUGUAUGUACACUUAAAUGCUGAGCCAUCUCUCCAGGUCCUAAUUUGGUUGUUGUUUUGUUUUUCUUUGGGGGAGGGUGUUUUUUCCAGAUAGGGUUUCUAUGUAGCCCUGAAUCCUAGAACUUUCUCUGUA